CGCGCCGCGGAGAGGUCGUGCUACACCACGCGCCGGUCUCUACUACACGCAAUAAAUAUUUAAUAAAAAAACGGAACCCUCACUAUAAACCGCCCGGUUCAUGAGUGAAAACAACAAUCUACGCCCAUAUACAAGGACUUUCUUCACGCCCCACCUUCCGGACUACAGUGCAGUGAAAUGCUAACAACUUUUUCUUCAGUGUGUACUACGUACUUUGUUUCGGAAAUGGUGAUAUCGACCCACGGGGAGUGUUUAUGAGACGUUCUGUAGUGAAAUGAAAAAUCUGUGAUAAUGUACGCUGUAGCGGCUGUAUUUUGUGCGCUGCUGCACGUCGGCUGGACGGUGCUGCCUUACGGCUCGGACAAAUGUGUCCGGCUGUCGGACUCGGAGGGAACACUCUGCAGAGUACGCACUCUUGAUGGUGACGGUGGCAGUAUCUCAUCAGUAACAUCAGAUACUAGCCGGCUCGCCGUCGAGUGCAACCACCUUCUCCUGUUUGAAAGCUCGCUGCGAGCGCACUACUUCAGUCCCGUCUCGGGACUCACAGAACUAUCAAUAAGCAAUUGCAAAUUGCUCCAUGUGCCAGACAACACGUUUCAAGACUUGAGUAAACUAAAAAGGCUGAAACUUCGUUCGAAGAACUUUGAGUGGAGCCCUACCAAGAACUUAGAAAUAUCUUUGAACGCAUUCAAUGGAUUGUCGGAAUUGCAGUCGUUGGAUCUCGCUCAAAAUAACAUCAAGUUUAUUCCUUCCGGCGUGUUCUGCUCUCUAGAGAACUUGAAUACGCUGAACUUGACACACAAUAGGAUAAGGACUGUUGGCCAACUGGGAUUUGGCCAGGGAUGCGGUUCGAGCUUACACAGCUUAGAUCUCAGCCAUAAUGAAAUCAAAUCGCUACCUGACGAGUCAGAGCUACUAAAACUAAGAAGUUUACAACAUUUGUACUUACAACAUAACAAUAUCAGUGACAUAUCAAGUGAAGCUUUUAACGGUCUUGUGUCCAUGAGAGUAGUAAACAUAUCACACAAUCGUCUUCAUACUGUACCGGAAGGACUAUUUGCCAAUGCUAGAGAGUUAAGAGAAAUAUACCUCAAUGAUAAUUCACUUUUUGAACUGGCACGUGGCAUUUUCCAUCGUCUAGAACAACUGAUUAUACUAGAUUUAUCAAGCAAUCAAAUAACAAGCAAUCACAUCGAUGACGGCACAUUUUUGGGACUGAUCCGGCUUAUUGUUCUAAAUCUUUCAAAUAAUGCUCUGACUAGAAUUGAUGGCAAAACCUUCAAAGAUCUAUUCUUCUUACAAAUACUGAAUUUGAAGAACAAUUCAAUUGGGUACAUUGAAGAUAACGCUUUCCUGCCUUUAUACAAUCUUCACACAUUGAAUUUGGCGGAAAAUCGACUUCACACAAUUGACGAAAACUUAUUCAACGGUUUGUUUGUGCUCAGUAAAUUGACUCUAAACAACAAUUUAUUGGUGAAAAUUGACAGAAAAGCUUUCAAGAACUGCUCAGAUUUAAAAGAAUUGGAUUUAAGUUCGAAUCAGCUGUUAGACGUGCCUGAAGCCUUAUGGGAGCUUUCAUUAUUGAAGACACUAGAUCUGGGUGAAAAUCAAAUAUCGGACUUUAGAAAUGGUUCGUUUAAGAAUUUAAAUCAAUUAACUGGGCUGAGAUUGAUCGACAAUCAAAUUGGAAAUUUGUCCGUCGGCAUGUUCUGGGACUUACCAAGCUUGCAAGUGCUCAAUAUCGCCAAGAAUAAGAUCCAGUCAAUUGAACGUGGAACAUUUACUAGAAAUUCACAGCUGGAAGCCAUUCGACUCGAUGGAAACUUUUUGUCGGAUAUCAACGGUGUCUUUUCAACGCUGGCGAGCCUCCUGUGGCUCAAUCUAUCGGAAAAUCAUCUAGUGUGGUUCGAUUACGCGUUUGUGCCUAGUAAUUUAAAGUGGUUAGACAUUCACGGUAAUUUCAUUGAACAUUUAGGUAACUAUUACAAGUUGCAAGAUGAAAUACGUAUAAAGACAUUGGACGUUAGCCAUAAUCGUAUAAGUGAAAUAUCGCCGAUGGCGAUCCCUAAUAGUGUCGAAUUGUUGUUUAUAAAUAAUAACUUUCUAAAUAAUAUCCAUGUGAAUACGUUUUUCGAUAAAAAGAACUUAACGCGAGUGGACAUGUAUGCAAAUGAAAUAGUGCAUUUAGAACUGAAUAGUUUACGUUUAUCUAAUGUGCCGGGAAAUAAAAGUUUACCUGAGUUCUAUAUCGGUGGGAAUCCGUUCCAGUGUGACUGUACUAUGGAGUGGUUGCCGAUCAUAAAUAAUAUGACCGCUAUGCGUCAAUACCCGCGCGUGAUGGACUUGGAGAAUGUUUUGUGUAAAAUGACAAACACUCGCAGCGGAACUCAUGUGCCCUUAACAAACCUAAAGACAACGGACUUUCUAUGUGAGUAUGAGACUCAUUGUUUUGCCAUCUGUCAUUGCUGCGACUACGACGCGUGUGACUGUGAAAUGACCUGUCCUCAAAAUUGUACUUGUUACCACGACCCAUUGUGGAACACAAAUGUCGUCGAUUGUUCCGGACAAUCUUCCGUUGAGAUACCUCACAAGAUACCUAUGGACGCCACAGAGGUGUUCUUAGACGGAAACAACAUCAAAGAACUACAAAAUCACGUUUUCAUUGGGCGACAAAAGAUGAGGUCUUUGUAUGUAAACAAUAGUAACGUAGACAGCAUACAAAACAGAACCUUUGCCGGCCUAAAUGCUUUGCAAAUACUUCACUUGGGUAACAAUAAACUUAAAGAAUUGAAAGGAUACGAGUUCCAUCAACUGAGUAAUUUGAAAGAACUGUUUCUACAAAAUAACCUAAUUAGUCAUAUCGCCAACAUAACUUUCCUAUCACUAAAAUCGUUGGAAACAUUACGCCUAGACGGCAAUAGACUGGUUGAUUUUGGUGUAUGGAGUUUUAAUAGUAAUCCCAAUUUGAAAGCAUUGUCACUGGGGAACAACCUAUGGUCGUGCAAAUGCCGCUACCUGCAGGAAUUAACUGCAUACUUGGCCGAAAAUGCGCAAAAAAUCAUCGACAUAACCGACGUGUGGUGUUGGAAUGGAGACGCAAAACCGCCGCAGAAAAAAGAGCUCAACUUAAACGGCACUGCCUGCAGUGAUUAUUAUGCCGAUAAUUCAGUCAUCGGAAACAUGCUGGUGUCGAACUAUGUUCCCAUGAUGGUCUCCACUCUCACCGGGUUUAUGUUAAUUUUAUUGGCCCUCGUCGUACUAUUUCUUUUUAGAGACUCGCUCCGAGUGUGGCUUUACACUAACUGUGGGAUUAGAGUUUUCUCGUUCGCCGGAGCUUUUGAAGAAAGCGAGAAACUGUACGACGCUUAUGUUUGUUAUAGCCCGAAGGAUGAAGAAUUCGUCGUACAGUCGUUAGCGGGUGAAUUAGAGAAUGGGAAUCCGUCAUAUCACCUCUGCCUUCAUUACAGAGACAUUCCACACCACGGCGCUCAGUACAUGCAAUGCGCGCCGCCGGUCGUGGAAGCGGCUGAGGCGUCGAAACGAAUAAUAAUCGUACUAACGAGAAAUUUCAUGCAGACGGAAUGGUCCCGAUAUGAAUUCCGACAAGGGCUGCACGAAGCGCUCAAAGGGAGUAUUUAUAAGUUAGUGCUAAUAGAAGAAUGUUCGGUGGUCGCCGAUGCCAUGUGCGAUCCCGAUCUGCGGCCAUAUCUAAAAACAGGGUCCCGACUGAGGUGGGGUCAGAAAAGAUUUUGGGAGCGGUUGAGGUAUAUGAUGCCGGAUUCGUCACACCCAAACCAUAAAGCACGAAGUCAUAAUUAUAGGAAGAAUAUAAACACGUAUACAUUAGAUUCUUCUGUUCCUAAUGGCGGGAAUCGGACGUUGCCUUUCCCGGACAAAUCGCCGGUGAUGGGCGAGCGGCAGGGGGCGAGCGCACCGCCUGAGUACAGCACGGAGGUGCGACAGUCGCCAUCUGUGAUGCGACAAACGCAGGGAGUCGUGUACGGGCCGGAUGGCAGGCCGAUCUCAGAUCAUAUCUACUCCUCCAUAGACUCUGAUUAUUCCUCGUUAGAGCACGGCAUGGCGCCUGGCAGACGGCGAGACAUACGCCAGUGGCCCCCGCCGCCACCUCUGGUAGACACAAGCAAUGCGGUGCAAGCUUACCUAGUCUAGAAAGGCCCACAAGCCUACUUCCAGUCAUAACUAUUGUAAAUACUGUAGAUUUUAGAUCUAGACCGCUGUAUAUAUUGUAAUUAUUAGUCUGUAAGUGCUAAACCAAAUCUAUGUAAGUGAACUAUUAUUGCCUGUUCGUUAUCCUGUGUAUAGAUUUCGUAAUAAAAUUAAAGACUGCUGUAGUAUAUGAGUAUUGUAAAUAGCAAAAGACAAGUGAUCAUACUAUAUUAAUAUCAGUAAUAUGGCGUUAUUUAUACACUAUGAAAAAUAAAGUGAUAAAGAUUUAUAA
Pectinophora gossypiella (pink bollworm) is the source of this 4459-nucleotide messenger RNA. It is a transcript of the gene 18w, whose product is annotated as toll-like receptor 7. The record is from RefSeq and is a predicted model, not a curated record. Bases 292 to 4170 code for a protein of 1292 amino acids. Gene Ontology annotation, cellular component: extracellular matrix. Gene Ontology annotation, molecular function: protein binding. The transcript has a single exon. NCBI's taxonomy places the organism in Eukaryota, Metazoa, Arthropoda, Insecta, Lepidoptera, Gelechiidae. Gene Ontology annotation, biological process: signal transduction.